GAGAGAGAGAGAGAGAGAGAGAGAGAGAGAGGACUAAGGAGAUGUUAGAAGGCAAAGCUGUGAUCAAAGAAACAGACAUGCCAGAGAAGAUGCAAAACCAAGCCAUGGCUUCUGCUUCUCAAGCACUUGAUCUUUACGAUGUUUCUGACUGCAUCUCAAUUGCUGCCCACAUCAAGAAGGAAUUUGACAAGAAAUAUGGAGCAGGAUGGCAAUGUGUGGUGGGUUCAAAAUUUGGGUGCUUCUUCACUCAUACAAAAGGGACUUUCGUUUAUUUUGCUCUGGGAACCCUCAAUUUUCUCAUCUUCAGGGCAGCAUCUUAAUAUUAUGAAGAUAAUAAGAGUCUGAGAGGAGGCCAAAGGGCAGCCAGCCAUACCAAAAACUGCCAAGAGUUCUGUUCAAAAUGGUAGACUAGUAGUUAAAAUGGCCUUAUCUUGUUUUUCUGAAUCGAUAGAGGCACAAUACUCCAAAAUUGCCUGUUUGCAGUUCAUCAGAAUUAGGAUAAGGGAUUUAUUGUUUUCAAUACUAUUGGAAUUAGAAUAAUGUAAUUAUUGUUGUUAAGAAAUCCGUUGCUCUUUGUUAUAUGGUGUUUGUCUCUUUCAAUCGGCAAGCUGCUUCUCAUAGACCUGGAAGUCGGCAACUCCAGCCCAAGAAAUGAUGAAUAAAUAUGUAUGAUUGAGUAGCUGUCAUUACCCGAAAGGGAUUGAGUCAGUCAAGCACGGACAAUGGUUCCUUGCUGCCAUGCCCUUCUGAAAUUUAAGCUUGACAUAUGGAGGUUCAAUGGUUGAUUGAGUAAAUAUUGCGUCUGA
This is a messenger RNA of Durio zibethinus, 806 nucleotides long. RefSeq names its product dynein light chain 1, cytoplasmic-like. Gene Ontology annotation, molecular function: dynein intermediate chain binding. The record is from RefSeq and is a predicted model, not a curated record. Gene Ontology annotation, cellular component: cytoplasmic dynein complex. NCBI's taxonomy places the organism in Eukaryota, Viridiplantae, Streptophyta, Magnoliopsida, Malvales, Malvaceae. Gene Ontology annotation, biological process: microtubule-based process.